AUGCCAAGACAAGAUAGCAGUGAAGAGGACAAUAAUCUUUUAGAUGAGGAAGAUGAAGAAGAGGAAACGUUAUCACCAAAAUCUAGUAAACGAAAUUCAACAGGAUCGAUCACUAUUGAAAGUCCUGCUCCUGUACGACAAAAUCAAUCGUCCAGAAGAAAAUCUACAUUAUUUGCUCCAACUGCUAAUUUAGAUAUUAACAAUGACGAUGAAGAAAAGAUGAAUAAUAGGAGGAAGCGUAAAAGUGUUGUUCCUGCAUCUUCUAAAUUUUUAGCAGGAGCAACAAGUCGGAAAAGUGGAGUACACAGACCAUCAACAACUUCCAGACAUGUUUCUCCUUCAGAAUUGGAAGAAUUAUUUAUGAAUUGUAUUAAACUCUCAACAGAGAAUAAGAUUACUACAAAAAAUGCUUGGGAGUUGAACUUGCUUGACUAUAUUGGUGAAGUAUUAGGAUCUAACUUGGGUGGUGGUACAUUUCAAACAGCUAGUUGCACUUUGGAUGCAGGCGUUAAAAUUUACUCUACUCGUGUGGAUUCUAUUCACUCUGAGACGUAUAAAGUAUUGGGCAGCUUUGCCCGAACACAGGAGAAAGGAAAAGCAGACGAAACAGAAAAUAACCAAGAAGGAAAGGAUUCUGAUAAGUCAGAGGAAAAAACAAAGAAAAAACGUGUAAGAUAUGGAGUCAAUACAUUAGAAACAAACGUGAACAAUAUUACUGUUAAAAAAUUAGAUCUCAACUAUAUGAUCGAGCCACUAUACCAUAACUCUACUGGUUCUUCAAAUAAUUUUGAUGUUGGGAGUGCUCACUCAUUAUUAUUGAAUAAUUUGGGUUUAGGGUUAGGUUGUGAGGUGAUUAUAGAUUCAAAGAGUUGGGACUACAAAUAUUCUAAAAUUAUUGAGAAUAUUCCACAACAAUCUGUGCAACCAAUUCCAUUCCAGGUAGAAGAAGAAGUGGAAGAACAUGCAAAUAAUAUUACGCUAGAUAAGAGCACCAUUAAAUCUUUUAAUAACUCAUCAAUGAUGGAGGAUGAGGAAGAAGUCAAUCAUGAACAACCUCCACCUCUUCAAUCUGAGGAGAAAACAUCUCUCGUUGGGGAAUCCGAUCAACUCCAACAGCUAGAAAUCAAUCCAAACCAACAUUUCGAUAUUGAGCUUGGGGGAUUGGAAACAGGUAUUGAUGAUAUUCAAUCAAUGGUACCUGAUGAAAUUGCUGGUCUCAAUAUGACACAAGAAAUUCCUCACAAAAUAUCCAUCGGCUGUGAAGGAGCAGCCUUAAUUAAUGCAGUACACGAAGUUGGAGGACUUGCUCCUGACCACUUUGAAAAUGUUGAUCAUGAAGAUGAUGAUGACGAUGAGGGAGGUCUUUUUGAUACUGAUUUUGCCAAUCCUGAGCCUAUUGAAACCCAAACUUCAGAUUCAGGUGAAGAAAUUGUUACAAUAGAAGAAAAACAAAAAGAAUCUGAAAAUGACAAACAACUCUCAUUCCUUGAUAUGUUGCAAAAGGAUCCAGAAUCUUUAACUGUUGACGAUGAUUAUGCAUACUUUGAUGUUACAAAAAUUAGACAUUGGUCGGGUAUUGACCAUUGGAAACCAACAGUAAAAUCCACAACUCAUACCAACAAAAAGACUACAAAAAAGAGAACUCAAAAAGAAGCUUUCAAAUUUGACUUUUUAACAGAUUGUGACAAGAUUGAUUUUGCAACAGAUUUUAAAAUUAGUAGUAAACCAGAAAAGAACCAAAUGGCAGAAAAAUCCAUUAAUGCUCAAAAGACUACACUUUUACCAGAAGAUUUUCACUACGAUCUGGCGACCCUACUGAAACCUUUCAAACUCCCACCAAUAUUCACAAACAGAUCGUUGAAAGCUGUUUCUAUUAAUGAAUUAGGAUCUCAAAGAUUUAAUUUUGAAAAAUCUAAACAACCUGUAGUGAUAGAUACGAGCAAAAGGCAGAAAACCACUGAAGGAGGAAUGAAGGUAAUUCAUUCAAGUCAGCUUUAUGAUGAAAGUGAUGAUGAGAACGAUCAACCAAUGACAGAAAUUGGUGGGUUUGAUAUGGAUUUGGGUGGAUUUGAUAUGAUUACAGAUGAUCUCACUCAACCCAAUAUUGAGCCUACUAUUGAGCCGACAACAGAGAUCAUAAUGCAAGAUCCAAAUUUAACAUAUCAAACACAACAAGACACUUUCCAAUAUGAUACUAUCAAACUCAAUGAUUCAGCCUCACUUUUGGAUGAAAAAGAAAUUCAAGUAGCUACUCAAAAUCUCAAUUCUACAGCAAAUACAGUUGGAGGUGAAAAGCUAAUAGAAGCUCCAAAGAAGGUCUCAAAAUUAAAUAUCAAGUACGAAUCCAAAGCCAAACAGGUUGACGUCAGAGCUCUCAAAGAACAUUUAUGGAAAGAAAUAAGGUCAUCUGAUGAUAAGAAACUUGACUUCUCUUCCGUUGUCUCGACUGUUAAUACAACAAAACCAAAAGAAGGAGAAAGAAAACCAGAUUUUUCUGAAGCUUCUAUUCCUUUUUGCUUUAUUUGCAUGCUUCAUAUUUGUAAUGAGCAGAAUCUGGAGCUUGAAGGUAGAUCAGAUUUUUCUGACUUUUCUGUUGUAAAACCCAAAUCAAAUAGGAGAGUUUCCAUUAAUGAAGAAGAUGAGCAAGAUGAUUAA
This is a messenger RNA of Naegleria gruberi, 2655 nucleotides long. RefSeq lists its product as uncharacterized. The transcript has a single exon. Gene Ontology annotation, molecular function: chromatin binding. Gene Ontology annotation, biological process: mitotic chromosome condensation. Lineage: Eukaryota; Heterolobosea; Eutetramitea; Acrasida; Naegleriidae. Gene Ontology annotation, cellular component: condensin complex. The record is from RefSeq and is a predicted model, not a curated record. Bases 1 to 2655 code for a protein of 884 amino acids.